Molecule: messenger RNA, 2874 nt
Organism: Oldenlandia corymbosa var. corymbosa
Lineage: Eukaryota; Viridiplantae; Streptophyta; Magnoliopsida; Gentianales; Rubiaceae
Source: the annotation of a GenBank genome assembly
AUAUAAUACAGUGGUACUUAGAACACACACACACACACAGAUCAUGUGCUGUCCCGAACCUCACUCCCUAUUAGUGCAAGCACUGCAGAAAUUGGUACUCUUCACUCACAUUGUUUUGUUUUUUUGUCUUUGCUUUCCCUCUUUCCUUACACCCUCCAAAGCUGACAUUUUCAUGUGUCUCUUUAAUUAAUUAAUUAAAUUUAUUUAAUUAACAAAAAACUCCACGUUAUGACAGCAGUGCUACUGGAGCGAGAUUCACAGAUACCUUCCUUUCUGACUCCCUCCAAUUCAAAAACUUCCAGGCAGCCUGACCUUAUUUCUUUCUUCUUUUUAGUUUCAAGUUUCAGAGAAAUCUCUAUACGCAAAUAAAUCUCAAAUCACAAGCAAGAAGAAGAGUUAUUGACAAUUUUUUUUUUCCCCUUACAAGAAGCCCUCUGGAAAAUCUCUUAUUGGGAACAAUCUUCUGAUGCCAGCCUGGGCAUCCCUGAUCAAAAUUCGAGUCUCUGAAGAAACCCUCUAAGAAAAAUCCAAUUUUUAUGCGCUUCUGGGCAUUCCUGAUCGAGUUUGAGCCCAGUUACAAGUGGAACUCUUAGGAAAAAUCUCAUCUUGGGGCAGUUUUCUCAUGUCAUCCUUUGCAUCCCUGAUCGAGAAAUCUUCUCUUUGGGCCCUUUCUGAUGAGUCCUGAUCGAUUGUGAGUCGUGGGUUUGGUGGGAAAAUCGUUCAAUUAUUGUUAGGUUUUGCGAAUUUUAACAUUUUUAGUUUUGUUGUUGCCCUGAGCUAGUUUGAGAUUCACUUCACUGGGGGCCGGGGCCGGCAAGUAAAAAAUGGACCUGUGAAAAAAAAGCUCCCAGGAGCAUUGAAGAAGAAGAAGAAGAUGAGGAGGCGGGCAGCCGAAUACCGGCGCCCGAUUAGCAUUGGUAGUCGGAGGAGGUUUCUGACUUGUUGUUGGAUCUGGGUGCUACUUGGGACAUUCUUAAUUGCAGGAUUCUUGUUGUUUGUUUCUCAUCAUAAUUAUCAGCAUGAGGAUGAUCAUCAUGUGGAACACCACCACCCCCUCAUCUCGGAGAAGAAUUCUGGAAGUGAACAUAUUUCUGUUGAAGAACGGUUGAAUUUCACUGAGCAGCUUGUGAGUGCUAGAUCAUAUGCCAGACAAUUAGCAGAGCAAAUGACGCUUGCCAAGGCUUAUGUUGUUAUUGCAAAGGAGCAUAAUAAUCUUCAUCUUGCAUGGGAGCUCAGUUCAAAGAUCAGAAGUUGCCAGUAUUUACUUUCAAAGGCUGCCAUGAGAGAGGAUCCAAUUUCCCUUGAGGAAGCCGAGCCAAUAAUCAAAAGCCUUUCUUCUUUAAUUUUCAAAGCGCAGGAUGCUCAUUACGAUAUUGCAACGACAAUGAUCACUAUGAAAUCCCACAUCCAGGCUCUUGAAGAGCGUGCAAACGCAGCAUCUGUCCAGAGCACAGUGUUCGGUCAAAUAGCUGCUGAAUCACUCCCGAAAAACUUGCACUGUUUGGAUAUUAAACUCAUGGCCAAUUGGCUCAAGGAAUACUCGUUGCAAAAGCGUGCAGAUGAAAGGAGGAAUUCUCCCCGGCUAACUGAUAAUAAUUUGUACCACUUCUGCAUAUUCUCGGAUAAUGUGCUUGCAGUUUCUGUUGUUGUCAACUCUACCAUUGCUAACGCUGAUCACCCACAGCAGCUGGUUUUCCACAUUGUGACAAAUGGAGUAAAUUAUGGGGUUAUGCAAGCAUGGUUCUUGAGCAACAACUUCAAAGAGUCGACAAUUGAAGUACAAAACAUAGAAGAUUUUGCUUGGUUGAAUGCAUCAUACUCCCCGGUAGUGAAGCAGCUACUUAAUGGAGAAUCUCGGAAGUACUACUUUGAAGGAUUAGAAAAUGCUGGGGUCGAGCCUAAAUUUAGGAACCCAAAGUAUGCGUCCUUGUUGAAUCACCUUCGCUUUUACAUCCCUGAGAUUUAUCCGCAGCUGGAAAAGGUAGUGUUUUUAGAUGACGAUGUUGUGGUACAGAAGGAUUUGACUCCUCUAUUUUCUCUAGAUUUACAUGGAAAUGUGAAUGGAGCUGUUGAGACCUGUCUAGAAGCAUUUCAUCGUUAUUACAAGUAUCUCAACUUCUCAAACCCGCUUAUCAGCUCUAAGUUCGAUCCCCAGGCCUGUGGGUGGGCCUUUGGGAUGAACAUUUUCGAUUUGAUUGCCUGGAGAAAAGCAAAUGUGACGUCGAGGUAUCAUUACUGGCAGGAGCACAAUGCCGAUAAAACUCUGUGGAAACUCGGGACGCUUCCACCGGGCCUCUUAUCGUUCUAUGGAUUAACCGAACCACUUGAUAGGAGAUGGCACGUGUUGGGGUUGGGUUAUGACUUGAAUAUUGACAACAGGUUAAUAGAGAGCGCAGCCGUAAUUCACUUCAAUGGGAACAUGAAGCCAUGGCUAAAGCUGGGUAUUAGCAAGUAUAGGGUCCUUUGGGAACGGUAUUUGAAUCAAUCUCAUCCGUAUUUUCAGGAUUGCGCUACCAGUGGAUGACUUAAAACUGUAGUUUUAUUCAUCCAUUUUAGAGGUAAGUGAAGAUCCUCUACUGUUUUCUUAAAUUCUCAAAGCUGUAAUCACAUCGCAUUAGGGUUAGAAAAAUAGAAAAUUUUGGCCUUUUUUCAAGGAGCGUACUGUAUUUCACCCUCCUUUUAGUGACAUAUGUAUUAAAGAGGAAAAUUAAACAUGGCAGUAUUUAUAUACUAGGGGCAUUUUUUACUUCAUUUUUCACAGAUUAAGAUUAUUUUUGUUUCUUCUCUGUAACUGUAUGUUGUUCUUCUUUGCACUUUUCAAAAAAAUACAUAAUUACUAUGUUUUGCAGAUUUGAGUAAAGUUCUUCAUCUUCC